UGUGAGUGACACAUUUUUGACAUUAUAUGAACAUUUAACUCUAACGUAAUUUUUAUAUCGAAUAUGUGUAAACAAUCUUAAAAAUUGAUUGUUUUGAAUGACACUAUGUUGUUGUGAGGCUUUUUAUUGAAAUCGAACGAAAACGUGUAACAAUUAGGGUGUACUGUACGAAAAUCCUUUGCCGAAACAGCACUGAAAAGUGCAAUGAAAAAGUGUAAAAUAUAGGUUGGGCGAAAUGGACAGCUUGCACGUGAGCUCGGCGGUCAAUCAGCAACAGCAGUCCGGCAGCAAGACGUCGAGCCGGAGCACGUCGCCGUGCCGGCCGCGCGAUCUUCAUCCGAUCGGCGGCGCGGUCGCCUCCAGCACGCCGACGACGGCCGCCGCGGCCGCCACCACGUCCACUGUUCCGUCACAUCGACCCCAUCACACGAAAACGCUGAGCCACGGUUCGGUCGAGAGUGCCAAAUCCCAAGAUGGAGGCGGGGUGAGCUAUGCACACCGGACGUCGCGACACCGCUCACCGACCACCAGCUCGUCGCGCACCGGCCCGCCAGACCCGGACGAUUCGACGACAUCGGUGGCGGCAUCGGCGACGGCCGCGGUGGCCAUGUCCGCGUCCGGCCUCGACGACAGCCUGGCCAUCGCCCUUGCCGCCGACACGUCGGCGUCCGGUUGUCUCACGACGGCCGACCAUCUCGAACACUCAUCUUUCCUAUCGAACGGCAGUUCGGAGCACGGGCGGCAGGCCACCGAUGACGAGGUUGAUCGCGUCGAUAUCAAAACCAACACCGUGCUCGAUCAGCUCAAGGAGAAGAUGAACAGGGUUAAAAAUCUGAUGAAAACCGAACAGAAACUUCGAGACGAUAACGUAAACGAAUACCUUAAACUUGCGUCCAAUGCUGACAAGCAACAGGUCCAAAGGAUAAAGGCUGUGUUCGAAAAGAAAAAUCAAAAGAGUGCACAGGUCAUAUCGCAGCUGCAAAAGAAGCUGGACUCGUACCAGAAGCGGUUCAACGAACUGGAAACGCACGGCCUGUCCCAGAGCCAUAGACCGCCGAGGGAAGUGUUACGCGAUAUGGGACAAGGAUUAAAAAACGUGGGAGGGAACAUCCGGGAUGGUAUAACCGGAUUCAGCGGUUCCGUAAUGUCAAAGCCGAGGGAGUUUGCGCAUUUAAUCAAAAAUAAAUUUGGCAGUGCAGAUAAUAUUAGUCAGUUGUCAAGCGGCGUUUUGGUCCCUUUUUCUUUCCGUAAUUUACAUAUUAGCUCAAGGCCUGGUGCGACGGGAUCGGAGGGCAGCGGCGGCGGAGGCGCCAACGGCGGCAGCGACCAAGGCGAGAAGGUCCAUCACGGAUCGGCAACGCUACCGGCCACCUUACACAUUGUAACGUCGCAGAGCUCCAUGACGAGGGCGCAUGCGGCGAAGUUUCCCAGCGACGAGGGUAGCGAGUGCAGCAGUGACAGUAUUGAGAGGUACCGACCAACAGACAGUGGGAACCAAGAAGCUCAAUUUAAAACAGUUUACAGUCAAUUACAUAUUAAGCAGCUAGAAAUAGAACAUUUAAAAAAGAAAUUAGAAAGUUUAGGAGCCAAAUUAGAGAGUAUGAGAACGUGUGAGAAUGAUAUUAGUAUAUUAACAGCAGCAUUACAGGAUGAAAAAUAUAGACGGGAAUCGCUAGAAGAACAAGUUAACGAUUUGACGGAGCUCCAUCAAAACGAAGUUGAAAAUUUGAAACAAGCAAUGGCCGAUAUGGAGGAGAAAGUGCAAUACCAAAGUGAAGAGAGACUUCGAGAUAUACACGAAAUGUUGGAACAUUGCCAAACAAAGAUACAAAAAAUGGAACACCAAGCUCUGCAGCAGCAACAAUAUGUUACACUGGAGGGACUAGACAAUUCGAAUGCGAGAGCUCUUGUCGUAAAACUCAUUAACAUCUUACUGACAGUGCUACAAGUAGUAUUACUUUUGGUAGCCACCGGUGCAGGCAUAAUCAUGCCUUUCCUGAGGACAAGAGUAAGGAUUCUGACAACUGUGGCUAUAGUGUUAGCAUCUGUUUUUAUAUUGAGACAAUGGCCCGAGGUACAAGAUAUAGGUUCGCACGUGAUGAAGCGUUUAAAAGAUACUCUGGAUCCGGUUCAAUAGCAUUUAUGGAACGUUUUUAGCGAAUAAUCUCUCUACGUUUGCAAAUAUGAUACAUUUGUGAAUACAAACUUAAAUGAAUAUAUUAUAACUAGGGAAUUGUUAUACGUUAUCGUUGAGAUUUUAUAAGAAACAAUAACAAAGUAAUUUGUUGUAUGAUAAACUGUCACGGAAAAUGUGACACACACAUUUUUGCAAUAAGAAAUUGAGAUUUUUGUUUUCAACAUUUGAAUAUUUAUUUUAUGCGAAAUAAGUAUGAUUAAGACUUGGUUCACAAAUCAAAAACAGUUUGCAAACCUAAUUUGACUGAAAAUGUCAAUGGAUUGUGAUUUUAGUUCAUUUUUAAGUAGAUUAAGAGAUAUCCCCAUUUUUAAAAACGUAUAGGUCUAGUGCAUAGCACGUGCACUAUUUUUAUUUUAUUUGCAAUUCAACCGAAUUUGUAAAUAUAUUCAGUUUAGGAAAUCGUAGGAGUAUAAUUUUUUACACGAUAUAAAAUAAGAACGUUUAUAGCAAUAUUAAUUUUACGUUUAAGGACAUAAAUCAAAGAUGAAAUUGUUUGCAAAGAUUCAUGGAACAAAUAUAUAAUGUGAUUAUAUUUAUUUCUUUGUUUUUCUUUGUUGUAAUAUUUAGAAGUGAUUUGACAAUAUGUAUCCUGUAUUUUAUUUUAAAGGGCAAUUUUUUUCCUAAAUAUGUAUUUUAGUAAUGUGUUUGUUAUAAUUCAGAUGUAUUGUUUUGCCAAAUUAGAUGUAGAAUAGUAGGUGAUAGGUAUUGUAAAGUAUGGCAAAUGAUAUUGAAAUAUUUGUAACGAAUACAUGUGUAUAUGAAACUUUCCAUUGGAAUUGCAAGUAAAAUUAAAUUUUGCAAUAUUCGUCCAUGUAGAUAUAGGUAAUUUUAAAAAUAUCUUGGUUGUCAUAAUUAUUGUAAUUAUUUAUUCAAUGUAUUUAAAUUUUGAUUCGUUUAUUUAUAAAUUAUUUAAUUUUACCAAAUAUACUUUAUAUUUUUGUCUAUUUACAAUAAAAUUUUAUUUUUUCUGUUGUA
This is a messenger RNA of Aethina tumida (small hive beetle), 3172 nucleotides long. RefSeq names its product transmembrane and coiled-coil domains protein 2 (gene Dmtn). Bases 236 to 2137 code for a protein of 633 amino acids. Gene Ontology annotation, cellular component: endomembrane system. NCBI's taxonomy places the organism in Eukaryota, Metazoa, Arthropoda, Insecta, Coleoptera, Nitidulidae. The transcript is spliced from 11 exons. The record is from RefSeq and is a predicted model, not a curated record.